Molecule: messenger RNA, 2299 nt
Organism: Hemibagrus wyckioides
Lineage: Eukaryota; Metazoa; Chordata; Actinopteri; Siluriformes; Bagridae
Product: protein FAM237B-like
Exons: 2
Coding region: 330-752 (140 amino acids)
Source: RefSeq, a predicted model, not a curated record
AGUCACACCUUAGUCAUUAGCUCUCGAGCAGAUUACUCCAAGGGGGACUGAAGUGCACGCGCGUCUGUCCAAUGACGUUUGAAUCGUGAGCGCGUGUCCCUUUAACAUCCGUCCGAAGUGUGGCAACUCGUUUAUAAAGCCAAUUUAUUCUUGCUUUUGUUGUUCUUAUGCAGGAAAACUGGAGAUUAAUAUAAGAUAUACAAAACAACGACUUAGAAUAAUUUGCUAAAUAGAAGAACUGUUCAUUGUGGCGCUUUGCUCUUACAGAUUCAGUAAAGUAUAGAUUAAUCCAGUUGUGUCCAAAUUGACACCUUUUUUAAACUAGAGCUAUGAAGACGUGGAUGCUGGACCGAAUAGCGGGACUAAGCCUCAGGUACAUAUGUGUGCUCGCGCUCGCCACAGCCGCUUGCUGCUUCGUCUCCGCUCCGAGGGCGAUGCUGAGCGCCGAGUCUCUUGUUGGAGUGGGCAGCGCGCCUCCAGGUGUUCUAGCCGAGAUCAACACCGAGUGUUGGGACGCGGCGUCGCACGCGCUAAUUGAGGCGCGGAGGAUGCGCUCGGACAACGGCGUGGCGGCUCUCUGGGACUUCAUUACGCGCCUGCAGGCAUCUCCUCAACCCCGCCACCAGGAGUUGUUCAUGAGGCUCGCGCAGGCGUUCUGGGAACGCUACGUGGACUGUGUGCUGUCGCGCGCGCAUGGCCUGGGCAGGAGAAGGUCAGGUGUUUCAGACGGAGACCGUCAACUUUCAUUCUGAUGUCCAAUGUCUGUGUUUUAUGUAACCAAAAAGUGGGAUGAUUAUUUAUUUACUUAUUUACUUAAUUGCUUAUUUACUUACUUACAUACGGGUUCUUAGCUCGAAACGACGGAAGCUUUUGUGACACGUGUUGGUUUAUGAGCGUUUAUUGGCUUUCAAUCUGAAAAAAAAAACAAAAAAAAACAAUAAAUGUCUCAUUAUUUAGACUUCUUAAAAACUGUUUAGAAAUUGUAUUUUCAGCCAGUCCCUUGGAGAUUAGGCACAACACAUUCUCUUUUGACGUUCACUCUCCUCCUGUUGUGAAAAGUGAUUAGGAUGUAAGUACUCAUGAAUAACGGUAAUAUUAAUGUGCCAGACCUAAGCACUGAUGAAGCAAAUUACACAGGUCCUGCGUGCGCAUUUAAGCUGCGUUAGUCAGCUUUAUAGACCUGCAGGCAUGCCAGUAGGCAGGCUGCUGUGCUUCAGCAUCUCCAUAAACAAUAACAGCAAUCACCUGGAAAUCAACAAAUAUCCAGUAAAUACAUAUUUAACAAUGUCCAGUAAAUACAUAUUUAUCACAAGCAAUAAGUAGUCCAAUCAGUAAACACCUGGACACUCCCAUCUUGGUGGAGAGUAAAUGUAAGGUAAUAGAAUCCUGGGAAUUAGCAGGCGAACGCACUACUGUUUACUGAUUAUUAUGUUGGGAUUGUUUUUUUACAUUAGGGUUUUAAGAUAAUUGUAACAACAGUGGUAGCCCAAAGGAAACCUCUUUUCACAUACUGAUGUGACUGCUAGUGAAUUGUGAAAAACAAAACAAUCAAACAAACAAUCAAAUUAAUUAAUUAAUUAAGAAACUUUUACGCGCGUGCGUAAAACGGUUACUCGUCCACUCACCAAGUUAAAGAAAGUUAUAUAAUUCUAUCCAAUUUGAUUUUAUUUAUAUAUAGCUUCUAUCAUCAUUGACACAAAACAGCUUUACAUACAAAAUCCUGAGGUGACAGUGGCAAGGAAAAUAAAAACUCCCUCAGACGUCACGAGAGAGAAAGGGUCAGGGUUUUUAAUUUCACUGGAAUUUUAGCUUUAAGUUAGCUUUGGCCAUCAUUUCCCGCUUCAGUCGCCAACUUAUUUAUCACAGAAGCAUAAAAUUUGCAUAUAAUAUGGCGAUUCUUUCUCAGAUAAUGACCAUCACCAUCACAGAGCCCGACUUUAUAUUGCGACUGUUAUAUAGAAUUUAAAACCAGCACCAUGUGGUCUCAUAUACAAAAUGGUGAAAAUAUUCUGUAAAAAAAAAAAAAGAGAGAGAGAUGAAAAAUAAUUCCCUAGGUAUCAAUGCUGCGUGUGUAUGCAGACGUUGUCUAGUAUGUAAAAUAGUGUAACUAUUGCGCACACUACCAUUUGAAUAUGGAAACAGCUUUACGAGAAAUGACACGCCAGAGAUAGUCCGCUGUCAUAAAGCUCGUGACACCGUGCUCUCGUGCUUCACGGUACGGUUGUGUAUCAUAUUAUUGUUUUCAUGACAAAUAAAUUUUUUUUUUGUACUCGUUAUUUUUCAAAACACCUUUGGUCCA